AUGUCAGACCAUAUCCCUUUUCAUAUCCAGCAGGAAAUCCUCAAGCGGCUUCCUGUAAAAUCAUUGAUUGAGUUCAGAUCCGUCUCAAAAGCAUGGAAGUCUUUGAUCGAUAGCUCGGACUUUAUUACUGCUCACAGCCUCCUGCAUGCUCAGCCGCAGCAUCUGCUUCUAAGGCACCGAGAUUGGCAUCAUCCACUGAAGAAAAUCUAUGUUUCUUUACUCAAUGAAGCCACUUUCCCCCAACUGAGGAUUGUUCAAACUUGUCCCCGCUCCAUUAGACGAUUUGAUUUUCCAAAAAUAAUCGGUAGCUCUCACGGUUUGUUAUGUGUGCACGAUAGUUAUUCGGAGGUUGUUGUUUGGAAUCCCUCGAUUAGAAAAUCGAUUGCAAUUCAGUUGCCUUCUAUGACAUAUGACAGAUUUUUAUUUUUUCUUUGUUUCGGGGUAUGUCCAGUCACUCUUGAUCCCAAGAUUAUCAAGAUUACACAAUUUGGUCAGUGGUGUGAAAAGAAAAGAAAAAUUAGCAAAUACUGGAAAGUUAUUGUUUAUACUUUCAGCUCAGGGGAAUGGAGAAAACUUUCUUACAACAAAGAGCGUAGGAAAUCAGUUUUACAUAAACAUACAGGGCCUCAGGUAAUAAUUGAUAGGUUUAUCUAUUGGUCUGCAUUAUACCCCCCGAGACCACAGUAUCGUAAUCUGAUAAUGUCAUUUGAUCUGACUAAUGAGAGUUUUGAAGUCAUAGACCUCCCACAUAAUUUAGCAUGCCAUCCUCACAAUCAGUUGUCCAUUUCUAAGCUGGGGGAGUCUCUUGUCAUUCUUGAAUCAAGUAAAAACAGCGACAACAAAUUAGUGUUUGUUGUAUGGAAGAUGGAGCAUAAUGUUCAAAGAUCAUUUACAAAGCUAUUCACCAUUGAGGCACAACAUGAAUCAAUUGCGAAGGUAUUGGGAUUUAGGGAGAGUGGCCAACCUAUAAUGGAAGUGAAAGAUGAUGUUUCUAAAAAGAGUAAACUUGUUGUAUAUGAGCCCAACUCAAAGAACUUCUCUGACCUUGAGAUUAGUGGAGUUUCUGAUGAAUUUUAUGUGAAUUCUUACGAGGAAACACUACUUUUGUUUGAUAGGUCUAUGAUUUGA
This is a messenger RNA of Lactuca virosa, 1128 nucleotides long. Lineage: Eukaryota; Viridiplantae; Streptophyta; Magnoliopsida; Asterales; Asteraceae. The record is from the annotation of a GenBank genome assembly.